Messenger RNA from Porites evermanni, 7066 nucleotides. The record is from the annotation of a GenBank genome assembly. NCBI's taxonomy places the organism in Eukaryota, Metazoa, Cnidaria, Anthozoa, Scleractinia, Poritidae.
AUGGGCAGCUUGUUUUCGAGUGGAACAAACUCAACCGACCAACAGCAACCCAGGUGAGAAUUAAUACUACUUAAAACAAUUUAUUCAUGAGUAAUGAAAUAUGAAAUAUGAAAUAUAGUACUGGGUCAAUCAAUAGUGGCAGAGCGUAAUUCAGUACUUAAUAGUAACAAAAUAUCAUAGUGAUCAAUCAUUAUAUUAGACCAAGAGAAAAUGAGUUCUCUCUUGAUUAGACACGACGCCGUAAGUUCCUCUGGACCAAAAAACGAAUUUGUGAAAUGACGUUUGGUGGCUUCAAGAUGAUCUGAUCAGUCUGAUGAAAACUGAGCCUUUUUUUCAAGGUCAAUCAUCGUCACAUUAGAAGACGACCAAACCCUAGCCUGCGUAGCAAGCGUUUCUGUACAGUUUAGGAGAAAAGAACGAGGAACGAGAGUCAAAGACCGCGAGAAAAGUGGCGCAAGUAAAAGAGCGGGGAGGGGGUGGGGAAGAAAGGAAGGAAACGCUUGCAGACAAACCCCGGGAUUUUGAAAACCACCCACUUGGUCUGUCACGCCUGAGUUCAUGAACCGACAUUUGAUGCUGUCAUCAACUGUCAUAAUUGACCAAUAAAAUGUUUGGCCUUCCGUCGAGCGGAAAUAAACUUUAGAGGACGCGUUUGUGUAACUAAAAUUUUUUUGUGUGUGUAUUUUGGAGCGCUUGGUCGGCGUUAAUGGUGAAAUAUCAAUGAAUCCGAACGAUCAAUGCAGGCUUUGUACAUUUGUCUUCUUAAUCCGUCUUAAAGGAAGGACCGCGAGGGUGAAUGAAGUUUUAAAAUUUUAGCUCUAAACCUCCAGAAAGUUGGAUUUGAAGUGGUAAAAUGUGACAAGCAUUCAAGUCUAGAUCAGCUAGACAGAACGGCUUACCGUUCUCGCCACGGCACAGACAACUAGAGUGCUCUUGUAAAAGCAUCCUAGAACAAAGCUAACCCGGCAACUGAAAGUUCGCGUGGAGAACCAAGCAGAAAUUUUGACUGAGUCACAAUGCAGGUCUUCCUAGUUGAUGUAGCUUCAGUUUAAGGUGCAAUCUAUUCUUCAAAAUUUGUAUCUGUAAAUCACUAACCGAGAGAAUUUAACAUCCCGCCAAAAAAAAAAAAAAAAACUAACGAGCUGGGCCCAGCAUAACAAAACAUUGCAGGAAACCAGCGCAUUCCCUGACAAAAGAAAAUCGCUUUUAGUUAUUCAGAUCCAGGAGACCAAUAAAACGACCUGAAACCCUUAUAAAGUCGCAAGAAGAGCUUUGUGUUUCAAAAGAAGUUAAAUAAAAUGCUCUUGCAUUGGAGGGAAAAUCUUGCCGACCAGAAUAAACAAUAACCACAGAAAAUUAAUAUGCGUGUCACGUACCAAACAUGACCUCUCAGUAUGAAACAAACCUUUGAUCGACACAUGUCAACAUUGUUCGACUAGCCGAGCCAAUCAGGCGCUGCGUUCGCUGGCGAACGCAGGUUUUCAAAAUCGAGGGGUUUGUCUGCAAGCGUUUCCUUCCUUCCCCUCCCCCUCCCCCCUCUUUCACUUUUUGGCUCUCGUUUCAUUUCUCGCGCGGUCAAAACCGAAAGUCCCCUUCCUCGGUAUUUCUUUGCCCCGAAACCAAACAGAAACGCUUGCUACGCAGGCUAACCAAACCCCUGAAGUAAUUUUUCUUGGCCGAAUUCACAAUAGAGACGGUUUAUCCGUAUGAGACGGGCCCAUGAUCCGUUGGAUAAUUCGCGUCAGGCAGAUAAUACGUCUUAAUUCAGGGCCGUAGCCAGAAAAAAAAUGAGGACACAUAAAAAAGCUGGUACGGACCAGAUAUUUUUGCCGUGUAAACCUUCCGUACCAUCUUUUCAUGAAAUAGUUUUGGGGCCAUAGGCGGCUAUGGCCCCAAAACCCCCAAGAAAACGAGUCCGGACCCCUUUUGCUGUUCGAAAGCGCUGUGUAAACGCAUCUUCCUUUCCUACCAUCUUCUUCAUGUGAGCCUGCCGUGCUUUACGGUGGUUUCGCGCUUGUCUACUUUUGCACUAUUUCACUAUUCAGCCUAAUCUGAUUGUUACGCGUGUAAACGGUUAAAAUAUAUUGGUCCGGACCACUUUUUAAUGGUUAGAGUAGGAUGUGUCAAUGAUCAAAUUAUAUUUAAAUGGCUCUUAUUUAGAGUCUCUAUUUACCGACGUUCCAACACAGCCUCAUUCCCAGGACCAAGAGAGGGUCGCCGUGAUCCCGAACUCUAAAACUAGGGAAACAAACAAACAAAAACAAAACUGAACCGCAGCUGAAAUCUUAGGACCUUCCGUAUCUAUGUUUUCGCAGUAAAACAUUGAUCUGAUCAAAUAAGGGCAGUUCCCACUUUUGUUACUGCGCAUAAGGGAAAGAUCUGAAAGAAGCCUGCCGGGGAUGCGCAGAGGAGCGCUCGGGUUAAGAUUGCUCUCCUAGAAGGGUAGAAAAGGUUGGACGUAAAGUCAAGGUCCAGACGACAAAUUCAAGUAAAGCAUAUUUCUAGCGUUAUUUCUCAAGCUGUACUUUUCUCGAAGUGACCGAACAAAACGGUAACACUGACGUUUUUUCGCGAGCUUGCAGUGUGUGUGAGUCCUAGGAGGGAAAAUAAAAUUAUAAGUCAUGAUACCGAUUUCUUACUUAACGGCGCGGUUCAGAAACCCGAAAUCAACCCCUUGGUAGGCGCAACUGGGAAGAAGCCAGUUUGAAAUCGAGACAUGCAGAGCCACGCAUUGUCUGAAACUCGAUAUCUAAUUGGCUAUCCCCUGAGUGACAGGUACAAAACACAGGUCACAGGUAACUGAGAUAAGCAGUUCCCUCAGUUAAGCUAAAAUUCUAUUUUGGAUUGUGAUUAUAAGGGCUAGGAGACACUUUUAGUGUUCAGGGGCACCCAACGUCAAUUUUUGGAAAAUCGGAAGACGGAAGACGAUUUGAGAUCUAGAAUUUUCGGAACAUUUGUUGUAAAAUUUCUUGCUUGCAUGCCUCUCCUAGGAUUAUCGAACAUCUAAAAUAUGGUAUAAUUCCCCAUUUUUAACGGAUUUUUUCCCCAAAAAGGUCACCUUGAAUUUUCGAGAGCCUUUUUUCUGGCUGAAAUUUUCAAAAAGGUAAGUUUUGAUCCCUAUAAUUUUCGGAUCACUAGACUUUCAGUUAGGAAACCCGAACAGAUGAAAAAUUUUAGGGGAUAAAAAUAUGCCUAAAUCUACCGUUUAAAUACGAAAAUACUUUUAACAAUACUAUGUUUAAGUGGUUUUGAACUAUAUUCUCGUUGGGUGCCCCUGAGUGUUUUUUAUUUGCCAUUGCACAGUGACCUGUAGCUUAUCCUACACUUGUGACCUGUGACCAACGUUUUGUACCUGAAGUCCACAGACCGUCUUGGUACACCUAAUUGUGAAAAUGUUGUCUUAGUCGACACGCUAAAAGAAAAAAGCCAAAAAUGCUAAAAGAAAAAGCCAAAUAGGAUUUAAUUAGCACAAGCGGUUUUUUCUCCAGGCGUAAAAACAAAUUGCCAAUGCGACGGCUACACGCGAGCGUUACAAAUGAAUUCACCCCAUAGUGGUAUACUGGUAAACUUAUCUAAUUAACUCCUAUUUACCUUUUCACAUUUUCCUUUUAGAAUUUCCCUAUGACAACGCUACUGUAGUUAGGUGUAUUUCUACAUUAGUAAGUUGUUCUAAAAGUGACUUAGAAAAAAAGCGCUCAUGCAAAUACCCUUUCCUUGUUAAUUUUCUCGUCAUCUUUAACUUGCAGCAAAUUCAAGUUCAAGUCUGAUCUGAACGACCAGCAGAUUAAGGCAAUCCGCAGCUCAUGGGGGAAGGUGUUACCAAACAAGAAAGAACAUGGAAAACUGUUAUUUUACAAGUAGGAGCGUACUAAUCCUCAACUUAAUAAAUACUUUUCUUUUUAAGUGAAAUACUGACUUCAGAAAAGUUACUGCUCUAAUUAUCGAGUCUUCAGCUGUGUCUUCGGAUAAAAUGAGAACGAUCAACCUCGGACAAUCUAACUUUAGGGUGUGCCCAUUGAAACUGAAGUCAGUGAGCAGUGCUUAUAUGCGGCGCUGUUACAUAUUUUUACGAAAAUGGGUUUAAAGUUUGAGUUUGUGGACAAAUGAAAUACUCUUUGGAGGAUAGUGCGAGACAAUGCGAGGGACUGGAAACCAAUAAAGCGCGAGGCCAAACUGCAACCUUAUCAAAUUACGCCUUCCCGUUGUCCUUUGCGAGUUCAAGGCAGCAUACCUUCAUGAAUGACCCGAAAUGCAAUACUUUCGGAAUAUUUGAAGUUGCCAAUCAGCAAACAGUGACAAAAACUUUAUAUUUGUUGUCCAAAUGUCCUUCAAUUCAUCAGCAACCUUCCUUUUGAUCAACAAUAAAACGCAAACAGCGGUGAUAAACAUUGUGAGUUUUCGCAUUUUUAUAAACUUGACGUUUCGUAUGCUAUUCAACAUACAUUUUCAAAAUGAUCUUAAGUGACCAUUAAAGAAAAUGACGAGACUAUAUACUGUAUUCCAAAAUUACAAGGGAACUGGAAAUGAGAUUAAAAAUUAAAAAUUAUUAACAGUAAUGAAUUCAAAAGACAACAGCUAAUAAAGCAUCAGCUUUUCACUGCUUCCUUCCUUUUACUAAUCCAAUUGUUUCAACAGAGUAUUUGAGAUGGCCCCGCACUUGAAGGAUUUAUUUCCCUUUGGUAGCGACUUGACGCAGCCACAGUUUACUGAGCAUGCCCUGAGAGUAAUGAACACUAUUGAUUUAGCAGUGAAGAAUUUGGAUAACCCGGAUGUACUUGUCCCAGCCCUGGAGGAACUGGGACGAGUGCAUGCAAUGUUUGAAUUAACCAAUCAAGAGUUUGAGGUACGAAACUUUCUCAUUUAAAAAUGUUGUGCUCGUAGUUUUGGCUUUUAGGUCAGGGAGGAAAUCCUAUUGUAUCCUAGUUGCCCUAUGAGAACCAUGUUUAGGUUUUGCUUAUGAGAUCUAUGAGGCUUUGACAAUUUUCAGCUCUUAUAAUAAAGCUUCUACUUCACACAUUUGGUNAUAGUGCGAGACAAUGCGAGGGACUGGAAACCAAUAAAGCGCGAGGCCAAACUGCAACCUUAUCAAAUUACGCCUUCCCGUUGUCCUUUGCGAGUUCAAGGCAGCAUACCUUCAUGAAUGACCCGAAAUGCAAUACUUUCGGAAUAUUUGAAGUUGCCAAUCAGCAAACAGUGACAAAAACUUUAUAUUUGUUGUCCAAAUGUCCUUCAAUUCAUCAGCAACCUUCCUUUUGAUCAACAAUAAAACGCAAACAGCGGUGAUAAACAUUGUGAGUUUUCGCAUUUUUAUAAACUUGACGUUUCGUAUGCUAUUCAACAUACAUUUUCAAAAUGAUCUUAAGUGACCAUUAAAGAAAAUGACGAGACUAUAUACUGUAUUCCAAAAUUACAAGGGAACUGGAAAUGAGAUUAAAAAUUAAAAAUUAUUAACAGUAAUGAAUUCAAAAGACAACAGCUAAUAAAGCAUCAGCUUUUCACUGCUUCCUUCCUUUUACUAAUCCAAUUGUUUCAACAGAGUAUUUGAGAUGGCCCCGCACUUGAAGGAUUUAUUUCCCUUUGGUAGCGACUUGACGCAGCCACAGUUUACUGAGCAUGCCCUGAGAGUAAUGAACACUAUUGAUUUAGCAGUGAAGAAUUUGGAUAACCCGGAUGUACUUGUCCCAGCCCUGGAGGAACUGGGACGAGUGCAUGCAAUGUUUGAAUUAACCAAUCAAGAGUUUGAGGUACGAAACUUUCUCAUUUAAAAAUGUUGUGCUCGUAGUUUUGGCUUUUAGGUCAGGGAGGAAAUCCUAUUGUAUCCUAGUUGCCCUAUGAGAACCAUGUUUAGGUUUUGCUUAUGAGAUCUAUGAGGCUUUGACAAUUUUCAGCUCUUAUAAUAAAGCUUCUACUUCACACAUUUGGUCUGUGAGCUCCAAACAUGCAAAGUCGAACCGCAGGACGGAGAAGGCUGGAGCAAUUUUAGGCUUGGCCAUUUUCCAUUUGUGGUGUCCAUCCUGGGGCAUGCGCAAUUUUGGAAAUUAUUGCAAAAGAAAAAAAACAUUCAGUACUUUCACAUUACACAUAAUACACAUUGUUUUCCCCCAAAAAUUUUGCAUAAGUACUGUUUUCAAGUUCUCUUGGGAGGAUUGUAAAUCACGAGAGAAAUUGGAAAUAAAGCUUAUGCAAAACAUUUGGGGGGUAAACAAGGUGUAUUAUGGGAAUGUGAAAGUAGUUACCAACAUCUGACACCGCAUCUGUCAAAAUCGCUCAUGUUUUGACAAGCUUUGGAAGUUUUUUUAGUACUGUAUAGAUUGUACAUCAAAGUCAUCUUAAAAGUAAUGAUGUCUCAAGUGGAACAACAUCUGUGGUUUCCCAACUGACAGUCGACAGGGUGCAAAGAAAGUCAUUUUUAAAGCUUGCCAUUCAGGCAAGUUGAGCUAGCAUAUACUAGCCCAAACGUCAUUUCAACUAGCUCCAAAAACAUUUUGACGAGCAGAAUUGAUUUCACAGUUCUUCUGUAAUUUGAAUUCCUCAAAAAACUUCACUUGCUCAUCGGGCAAGUUAAGAACAGAAUUCACUAGCCCGAUAGUAAAAUCCACUAGGCCUGGGCUAUCGGACAUGACUUUCUUUGCACACUGGUCCAAAUAUUUGUUACCAUGAAGAAUAUCAUGUCACAGUUUCCUGUUAGAUAGAUGCACAGACCUUCAAUUGGAGUGUCAGAAAAGGAUAAUUCAAUAAAUUCUCAAACUUUUCAUGGUUAAACAAAUCGUGUCAUGUUAAGUCUGUAAACGAGCUGCUAGAGCAGUUUUACCUGAUGAACAGUUCAGUACAGUUCUGAGACGAUCUGGGUAUGUUUUCCCCAUUAACGCCAAAGUAUCGUAAUUUUCUUUCCUUUCAGUAUGUUGGACAAGCUCUGCUAUCAGUCCUAGAGGAGGGACUAGGAGAAGCUUUCACACCAGCAUUAAAGGCUGCCUGGACUGAUGUCUAUGCUAUAAUUACUGAUAUUAUGCUGACAGCAAUCACUGACUACAAUGCUGAUAAAAAGGACAACAAAACUAAUAAUUAA